Molecule: messenger RNA, 1351 nt
Organism: Ziziphus jujuba (common jujube)
Lineage: Eukaryota; Viridiplantae; Streptophyta; Magnoliopsida; Rosales; Rhamnaceae
Product: endonuclease III homolog 1, chloroplastic
Exons: 11
Coding region: 73-1197 (374 amino acids)
Biological process (GO): base-excision repair, AP site formation; nucleotide-excision repair; base-excision repair
Cellular component (GO): nucleus; chloroplast nucleoid
Molecular function (GO): 4 iron, 4 sulfur cluster binding; oxidized pyrimidine nucleobase lesion DNA N-glycosylase activity; DNA-(apurinic or apyrimidinic site) endonuclease activity
Source: RefSeq, a predicted model, not a curated record
AAAAUAUUAAAAAAAAAAAACACAAAAAAAAAAAAAGAAAAAAAAGAAAGAAGCAAAAAGAAAACUGAGAAAAUGCUGAGUUUGAGACAAGCCAAUACGCUUUCAGUGGCAGUGGCGCGAACACAAUUCAACGCCAUCACCAUGUACAAUACAAGAAGCUUCUCUUCCAAAUCCCUUCAACCCAAAAGGGACCCAAACCCAGGCUCUGAAUCUUCCGGUGGCGUUCGUGUUUUCGUUAGGAAAAGGAGAGUAAAAGAGACGGUUGAGGCAAAUCCUCUGCAUGAACAGAAACUUUCUUCACUCCCUGACAUUGAAGAGUUCGCAUACAAAAAGGUAGAUGGAUCUGCCGGCUCAAAUGAUUUUACAGUUGAGUCAGAAUCUGCCUUGAGUGUGCUUCCUGUGGGAGCUGAAGUAACUUCAUCGAUUAGGCCAACAGGUGAGUCACCUGUUCACUGGCAAGAAGUCCUGGAAGGGAUUCGUAAAAUGAGGUCUUUUGAAGAUGCACCUGUAGACACUAUGGGAUGUGAAAAAGCUGGAAGUGUUCUCCCCCCUAAGGAAAGAAGAUUUGCUGUCUUGGUAUCUUCACUUCUAUCAAGCCAAACUAAAGAUCAUGUUAAUCAUGGAGCAAUUCAACGUCUCCUGCAAAAUGGGCUGCUCACUGCUGAUGCAAUUGUCAAGGCUGAUGAAGAAACAAUUAAAGGCUUGAUUUAUCCGGUAGGAUUUUAUACAAGAAAAGCAAGUAACCUGAAGAAAGUUGCAGAAAUUUGUCUGACAAAGUAUGAUGGGGAUAUUCCUAGCUCAUUGGAGGAGCUACUUUCGCUUCCAGGGAUAGGUCCUAAAAUGGCUCAUUUGGUCAUGAAUGUUGGUUGGAACAAUGUUCAAGGGAUAUGUGUGGAUACUCAUGUGCACCGCAUUUGUAACCGGCUUGGAUGGGUGUCUCGACCAGGCACAAAACAGAGGACUUCAACACCGGAGGAAACAAGAGUGGCACUGCAAAUGUGGCUACCGAAGGACGAAUGGGUUCCAAUAAACCCUCUUCUGGUUGGAUUUGGACAAACCAUUUGUACUCCCCUCAGACCACGUUGUGGGGAAUGCAGUGUAAGUGAAUUCUGUCCAUCUGCAUUCAAAGAGACUUCAAGCCCAUCUUCUAAGUCAAAGAAGUCUAGAACAAGCAAGAAGCUCUCUCAAGGGAAUUGAUUUUUCCAUUUUUCUCUUUAUGUAUAUUAAUCUACUAAGGAAACUUGGAAAAGCAAGAAACUCUCGUUAGGGGAAUUGAUUUUUCGAUUUUCCCAUUUGUACAUUUAUUUAGUUUGAAAAACUAAUCUAGCUGGCAAACUUUUUUUUUUUUUAA